GUAGUCGGCAGUGCAGUUCUACUUUCAAACAUACAUGGAGUGAUUCGUAUUAAGUCGAAUUUUACUGUGUGAAAUUAUAAUCUUUAAUUAUUUACUGAAUAACUGAAUGAGUGGUAAUUAGUUAAAUAAGUUAUGCCGUAAAAUGUUUCUGUUUUCAAAAUCGGGCAUUUUUUUAUUUUGCAAGACUUACCUGUGAAUUAGUUCGUUGUGACUGAUACACUGUUCUAAUUUAAUUUAGUUUAAAAAGUGAAAACUGAUAAAAAAACACUAGUAUAAAAGUGUGUGCAUAUUACUGAAACAAAUACAUUUUCCACCCCGCUAAGGACACUAUCUGACUAUUAAGUAUAUUCGUAAUAGAAACUCAUGUAGUUUGUAACUACUGGGUACAUUUUCGACGCGGUCUCGACACUAUAAAGGAAGCGCAAUGAAUACUCCUUGCUUUAGUGGGGGCUCCGACAGGCUUAUUCACGAAGCCGAUCAACUAAUAUCGUAUAUUGAAAGAGGCUCCACAGUACAAAAGUUUUAUCCUCGUAAGCGUCCCGAGCGUCGCAUGUUGUCUGUGCGCCGUGAAACCCACCAAGUGAUCUGGUUCAGACAAGGAACCCUGACCCGGAACGCUUUCGAAGGUUCCAUAGACAUUCGAGAUAUUAAAGAAGUGAGGAUUGGUAAAGCAUCAAAAGAUUUUGAGAAAUGGCCUGAGGAGACAAAGCGACUGGAGAACUCUAAAUGUUUCACUAUUUACUAUGGCACAGAAUUUAAACUGCGCUUGUCGUCAUUUGCAGCCCAAACCGAUAAGGAAUGCGAAGCUUGGAAACAAGGCUUAAGGUUUCUCAUUGAAGAAGCCAUAAAUGCUUCAUACCCUUUACAAAUAGAGAGGUGGCUGAGAAAAGAAUUUUAUGCCAUUGAAAACCACAAUGAGAAAGUAACACUGAAGGAUGUCAAAGGAUUUUUACCAAAAAUCAAUUGUAAAAUUGCAACGAGUAGAUUAAGGGAUUUGUUUCAAGAGAUUGAUAACAACAGGAGAGGGGAAAUUGGCUUUGAUGAUUUCUCUUCCCUCUACCACAGACUUAUCUUUGAUGAAAAUAACAUUCAAGAUAUAUUUGACACGUACAACCUAUACUGUGUCAAUGGUACAUCGGUAUUGUUGCGCGAUUUCCAAAAGUUUCUACUAGCCGAGCAGAACGAUCGCCUCGGUGAAGAUGAGGUUCGCUCGUCACAGUUCAUUAGGGACUACUUGAGAGACCCGCAGCGAGAUAUAUACGAGCCUUACUUCAAGCUGAACGAGUUUGUCGAAAUGUUGUUUUCUAAACAAAAUUCAAUAUGGGACAGCAAAAACGAUUACGUAACUCAGGAUAUGACGAGGCCCCUAUCCCAUUACUGGAUAGCAUCCUCGCACAACACGUAUCUCACCGGCGAUCAGUUUUCAAGCGAAUCGUCAUUAGAAGCAUAUGUGAGGAGUCUGCGGGCCGGUUGUCGGUGUAUCGAGCUAGACUGCUGGGAUGGUCCAGAUGGAACCCCCUUUAUUUAUCACGGUCACACGCUUACCACUAAAAUUAAAUUCAUGGACGUUCUACGUACAAUUAAGGAACACGCAUUCGUAACAUCAGACUAUCCUGUCAUACUGUCGAUCGAAGACAACUGCUCUCUUCCGCAACAGCGGCGCAUGGCGGGCGCCUUCCAAGACGUUUUUGGGGAAAUGCUUUUGGUUCAGCCAGUUGAGAAAAAUGAAACGAAGUUGCCUUCGCCGCACGAUUUGCGUAGAAAGAUCAUUUUAAAACACAAGAAGCUUCCAGAAGGCGCCGAGGAAACUUCGUUCGCAUUCCGUCAAGAAGAGGGCAGGGACUUAGAUCUCCGUAACACUAUAAAAAAUGGAAUCCUUCUCUUGGAAGACCCCGUAGACAAGGAAUGGCAUCCGCAUGCCUUUGUGCUCAGUGAUAACAAGAUGUACUACAUGGAAAAUUACACUAGCCACGAUGAAACAGACCUCGACAGCGACGGGGAGCCGGACCUAGAGAUAACUGCCGUGUCUCAAAACGAGUUGCACUUCGCUGAGUGCUGGUUCCACGGGAAGUUGGCCGGUAACAGACAAGAGGCGGAGGAGCUCCUGCGGGUCCAUGCGCAUCUUGGAGACGGCACGUUCCUGGUACGCGAAAGUGUCACAUUUGUCGGUGACUAUUGUCUCUCCUUUUGGAGACAAGACAAGGUUAACCACUGUCGGAUCAAGUUGAAGCAAGAACGAGGUGUCACAAAGUACUACCUUAUUGACUCAGUUUGUUUCGACAGUUUGUAUAGUCUCAUUACGCAUUACCGUCAGCAUCCCUUGAGGAGUCAGGAAUUCCUGAUAACAUUGAAGAAGCCGGUGCCACAGCCCAAAAAGCACGAGGGCAAGGUGUGGUGGCAGCCGAACUGCUCCCGUGCUCACGCCGAGGAGCUGUUGCGGAAGACGAACAUCGACGGUGCCUUCCUCUUGCGGCCCAGCGAAAGGGAGCCCGGCUUCUAUGCGAUCAGCUUCAGAACAGAAAAGGAGAUAAAGCAUUGCCGCGUUAAGCAAGAUGGCCGGCUGUUCACGAUCGGCACAUACAACUUCGAGAAUCUCGUAGACCUCGUCUCCUACUACGAGAAACAUCCUCUCUAUAAGAAAGUGAAGCUGUGGUACCCGAUCAACGACGACAUCGUGAGGAGAAACAUGACGGAACCAGACGACAGCUCGGUGUACGGAACACCUGGUUACAUGGAUCCUGCAUCAUUUAUUUCCAAGGUGACGGUGAAGGCGCUCUACGACUACCGAGCGCAGCAGGAGGACGAGCUGUCGUUCUGCAAGCACGCCAUCAUCACUAACGUGGACAAACCCGACGAGGGUUGGUGGCGCGGCGACUACGGCGGGAAGAGGCAGCACUGGUUCCCCGCCAACUACGUGGAGGUGAUCGAGCCGUCGCACGUGCCGGACAUGACCAAUAUCGACAACGAGACAGCAGCUCUCGGAGCCUUACAGAAAGGUGUAGUAGACGUUCUCGGCGCCGUGGUGGAGCUCGUAGUCGGCGAACAGAGCGGUUCCGCUCGUUGGAUUGUACGUAUACAGAGCCCGGCCCUGUGCGCGCCCUUCGACAUGGCGGCGCCCACCCGAGAAAACGCGUUGGAGUGGAUGUCCGCGAUCAAGGAGGCCGCUCAAAGCGCCAGCGCCAGGUCCCUGAUCAACAAAAAGAUGGAACGGACUUGGCGGAUCGCAAAAGAAAUGUCCGAUCUUAUCAUCUAUUGCCGCUCGGUGACUUUCAACGCCGAGAGACUUCGGAACGGAUUCGUCUAUUACGAGAUGUCGUCCUUCCCGGAGAGCAAGGCCGAGCGACUGAUGUGCCAACAGGACACCAGCUUCUUCACGAAGUACCACGCGGUGCAGCUCAGCCGGAUCUACCCGAAAGGGCAAAGAAUCGACUCGUCGAAUUACAACCCGAUACCUUUCUGGAACGUGGGCUCGCAGAUGGUGGCGCUCAACUAUCAAACGUCCGACAAGUCCAUGCAGGUCAACAUGGGUAAAUUUAAGGAGAACGGAAACUGCGGGUACGUCCUGAAACCCGACUUUAUGUUCGACGAGGGCUACAAUCCGUACGACAAGGGUAGCAUCACAAAGAGAGUCACCCCGAUUAAGGUGAUGCUGCGGGUGAUCGGUGCGAGGCAUCUCUGCAAGACAGGCCGCGGGACGGCCUGCCCCUUCGUCGAGGUGGAGAUCAUCGGUGCAGACUACGACAGCGGCAUUAAACUAACCACGAGAACCAUCAAUGACAACGGAAUCAAUCCCGUAUGGAAUACGAUAUGCGAGUUCGAAGUGGCCAAUCCGGACCUCGCCCUCAUAAGGUUCUUGGUCCAAGACGAGGAUAUGUUCGGAGACCCGAAUUUCAUCGGCCAGGCCACCUACCCAUUCCGCGGCAUCCGUUCCGGCUACAGGAGCGUCAUCCUCAACAACGCCCACUCGGAGGAGCUGGAGCUCUCGUCUCUGCUCGUCCACGUAUCCUUUAAAGAAAACUAAAUACAUCGAGCAGGAAGGCAGGUUUCCGGUCUGUUUUGUAACAUAAGCGUUCGUUUUGUUGUAUUAUCAAGUAGGUAGAGGGCUUGGGUAGUAGGUGGAGCGUGGUGCUGGAAGAGUGAGCUAUUGUCGCAGUCGACAGUUGUAUCAAAAUUUCUAUGAGCUUCAUUGUAAUUAGUGAGAGUUAUUGUAAUGUUAUAUAAUAUUUAUUUGUAUACAGAUCUGAUACGCACAAAAAAGCUUAUAAUAAGUGUAAACAAACGAAUUUAAUGAAUAAACUUCGAUUUAUUCCGUAAUCAAUCCCGGCAGACUGAGUCGUUUUGUUCGUCUGGUUGUAUUAUUUGUAAGGAGACGUGCAAAGAUAUAUUUUGACUCAGUCGGACGUUAUGUACACGUGCCGCGGAACGGAGAUGCCUCACUUAGCUUUAUAUUUUGAGUGAAUUCUGCGAAUGAACUCACUCGCAGGCAACUACUAUUAAAUAAGUCUAUUAUAUUGUAUUCUUUAAAAUUAUUUUAUAUAAUUAUAUAAUUUUUGAUAUAUUUAAAACACUUUAAAGGUGACUUCUCUAUUGGAAAAUAAAUUAUUGUGUAAGAAAUAAUUAAACCUAUAUAUCAUGUAUCCGUAGUUUGUUUACUGCGUCUGAAUUUAGUGUUUUUAGUAGAAAAUAAUCUUUACAAUUAUUUCACCGUGGAAUCAUUUCGUCAAUAUUUUUACAUAAAAAUAUUAAAACAAGUGCUUCUGUUAUAAUGCUACGUUCUCGCGUUCACGUCUAUUUGAUUAUCGACAAACAGUGACUAUUGUUACUGUCAGUGCGUUGAGUAAUUUAGAAUUGCUAUAACAAGUAUUUCUAAUUAAUUCGAAUAAAAUUAUAACAAAAUAUUAUAACAUUUUGUAAAACAUAGUUUCGUUUUCACGUAACGAAAACGUGUUACGUGUUUUGUAUAUUGUUUAAUUUGUAAACAAUAUAUUAUAUAACUAUGUCGACGUAUAAAAUAUUUUCAUAAAUUUAUAUGUUUUAAGCGUAAUCGUCUUUUUAAUGAUCAAGUUAAACCUAUUUCCGGUUCGUUUGUAAUAUGUCGUCGCUCGGGCUCACUGGUCAGUGUAAAUGUGUAACGAGAGAGCCUACGAUGGAAACAAGACUUGUAUUAAUAAGACGAUUAGCUUAAACGUGAAUAAAAUUAUACUAAACGAACGUUCGCCUAGAUAUUGACUGAGAAUGAAAUUUGAAAAGAGUGAUCGCCAAUAUAAUUGGUCAUUUAAGAUACGUACAGCGCCGGCGGGGCGAUUCUGUAAGGACUCACUACGUAUCUCGAUCGUGAAACGUCGUGCGACUGUGAGCUGAUCUACUGUGAUACGCCAUUUUGAUACGUGUAUCCUAUCAAUUUUAUAAUUAUUAUUAUAGUCAAUGUCGCGUAUCACUCUGACAUUCCACUCUCGUCUGCGGUGAGUUUCGAGUUUCUGCUUACAGAAUAGCCCUGCGUGUUAUGUAGCGGAAUGGAUAUAUAAACGAUAAGAAUGUUUAGCAUUUCGCUUACGUGCUCUGCUAUAUACUUAUAUUGUAUUUUAUUAGAUUAAUUGAAAAUAUAUAUACUAUGUCAUGUGAGAAGCUUGUUUUUGUUAUUAUUUACAUGAAUUUUGUAAAUUCUUGCACUGAAUCGAAAAUAUAAUACGCCGAUGAAAAUGGACGCCAGUGAUUAUGAGUAAAACUCGACAAGCUUCGUUUAUUGUAUCAUAUUUUCGAUGAAACUUUUGAGGAAACCCUCGCGGGCCACAUGGAAUACGGACGUCUGGGUAAUAAGGUGGAAAGUAAGAAUAUACUCUCCCGUUAAGGAAACGGUUACAUUAAAUUUGACUUAGCGGUGUGCAGUAACCGGCGAAUCGGAUACUUCGUGUAAACCGAUAAAGUGUUUGUUUAAAAAUAAGGAAUGUAGCCACAAAAAGAGAAGCCACUCAGACGGCGUAUUUUAAGACAUCCGACCGGGAACGUUUCGGGAUAUAAAACAUUAACAAUUUGCAACGAAAUGUUAUUCCUAUAUCCGUCCGUGGUCCGACACGUCGUGUACAUAUUUAAUGCAUUUGUAUCGAUUAUUCAAAUGAGACAAGAACGGGACCGCGCCAGCCGCCCGCCAGUCCGCAGCUGCGAGGCGAGUCCGUCCCGGGUCCCGGCGUGAGUAGCUCUACAGAUUAUUCGCGUUAUAUAUUACUACACUUGGAUAUCGACUGCAGCACGCGGUAAACGCAUAAUUUAGUCUAAAAACACUUAAAUAUCGACCUUUUUUAUUACAAAUUUAUUAAAACGAAGUUUGUAUGAAAUAUUCGAAUAGUAGAAUAUGAUAUAAUAAAGGGGCAACCGUCCGCGUUCGUUUUUUCAAAUAUUUUUCAUAAUUUAGGUAACGUGCGACCAGAGGGCAGCGUAAGCUUAGCGUUUCAGUGCAGGAAUGUUCUCGAUCCUUUAGAUUUACACUUCAUUUAUACCGUCGAAUAUAUUUGACCUCUGACAUCAUGUCCUUAUGAAUAUUU
Molecule: messenger RNA, 6539 nt
Organism: Vanessa atalanta (red admiral)
Lineage: Eukaryota; Metazoa; Arthropoda; Insecta; Lepidoptera; Nymphalidae
Gene: sl
Product: 1-phosphatidylinositol 4,5-bisphosphate phosphodiesterase gamma-1
Exons: 12
Coding region: 425-4021 (1198 amino acids)
Biological process (GO): phospholipid catabolic process; positive regulation of epithelial cell migration; phosphatidylinositol-mediated signaling
Molecular function (GO): phosphatidylinositol-4,5-bisphosphate phospholipase C activity; calcium ion binding; protein binding
Source: RefSeq, a predicted model, not a curated record